AUGAACUCGAUAUUAUCGCGGGCGAACUCACUGUUCGCUUUCUCACUGAGCGUGAUGGCGGCGCUCACCUUGGGCUGCUUCAUCACCACAGCAUUCAAAGACAGGAGCGCCCCGGUGCGUUUGCACGUUUCGCGGAUCCUGCUGAAAAACGUAGAAGACUUCACUGGACCCAGAAAAAGAAGUGAUCUGGGAUUCAUUACAUUUCAUAUCACUGCGGAUCUGGAGAAUACUUUCGAUUGGAAUGUUAAGCAGCUGUUUGUUUAUUUAUCAGCGGAAUAUUCAACAAAAAAUAAUGCUGUGAAUCAAGUGGUCCUUUGGGACAAGAUUGUUCUGAGAGGUGAUAAUCCGAAGCUGCUAUUGAAAGACAUGAAGACAAAAUAUUUUUUCUUUGAUGAUGGAAAUGGUCUCAAGGGAAACAGGAAUGUCACUUUGACCUUAUCUUGGAACGUUGUACCAAAUGCUGGAAUUCUGCCUCUUGUGACAGGAACAGGACGUGUAUCUGUCCCAUUUCCAGAUGCAUAUGAAAUAACCAAGAGUUAUUAA
Marmota flaviventris (yellow-bellied marmot) is the source of this 543-nucleotide messenger RNA. RefSeq names its product signal peptidase complex subunit 3-like. Gene Ontology annotation, cellular component: membrane; signal peptidase complex. NCBI's taxonomy places the organism in Eukaryota, Metazoa, Chordata, Mammalia, Rodentia, Sciuridae. Gene Ontology annotation, biological process: protein targeting to ER. The record is from RefSeq and is a predicted model, not a curated record.